Bufo gargarizans (Asiatic toad) is the source of this 5463-nucleotide messenger RNA. RefSeq names its product mitogen-activated protein kinase kinase kinase kinase 5 (gene MAP4K5). Gene Ontology annotation, biological process: protein phosphorylation. Gene Ontology annotation, molecular function: ATP binding; MAP kinase kinase kinase kinase activity. Lineage: Eukaryota; Metazoa; Chordata; Amphibia; Anura; Bufonidae. The record is from RefSeq and is a predicted model, not a curated record.
UCCUCCUCCCCUGUGUCCGGGCGGUACAAGCCGCUCAGCUCCUUCAUUCCGCCUUAUUGUCUGUGCUCUCCCCAGGACAUGGCCCCGCGCCCGGUUGCCCCCAGUGCCCAGCUCCCCGGUGCCGCUGCGGAGCUCUGAGACCCCGGCCUCUACAGUUUACAGCCCCGAGCAUGGAGCUCGGCCGGCACAGCGCCGACAUCCUCCGCAAGAACCCGCAGCAGGACUUCGAGCUCAUCCAGAGGGUCGGCAGCGGCACCUACGGGGACGUCUAUAAGGCCAGGAACCUACAGACGGGCGAGCUCGCUGCGGUGAAGAUCAUUAAGCUGGAGCCUGGUGAUGACUUCUCUCUAAUUCAGCAAGAAAUCUACAUGGUGAAGGAAUGCAAACACAUCAACAUCGUGGCGUACUUCGGCAGCUAUCUCUGCCGGGAGAAGCUGUGGAUCUGCAUGGAGUAUUGCGGUGGAGGGUCCCUCCAGGACAUAUAUCACGUCACCGGACCGCUCUCCGAAAACCAAAUUGCCUACAUGUGCCGGGAAACCUUACAGGGUCUGGCGUAUCUGCACAGCAAGGGCAAAAUGCACAGAGAUAUCAAGGGCGCCAACAUACUCCUCACAGACAAUGGAGAUGUCAAACUAGCGGACUUCGGGGUGGCAGCAAAGAUAACGGCGACCAUCGCCAAGAGGAAGUCGUUCAUUGGGACGCCAUACUGGAUGGCGCCAGAGGUGGCGGCGGUGGAAAAGAAUGGAGGCUACAACCAGCUGUGCGAUAUCUGGGCCGUCGGCAUCACCUCAAUAGAACUGGCAGAGCUGCAGCCGCCAUUGUUUGACCUGCAUCCGAUGAGAGCUUUGUUCCUAAUGUCAAAGAGCAACUUCCAGCCUCCAAAGCUAAAAGAGAAGCUGAAAUGGACUCCGGUGUUUCACAACUUCAUCAAAGUCUCUCUCACCAAGAACCCAAAGAAACGGCCGACUGCGGAGCGACUGCUGACGCAUACUUUCGUGGCUCAAGGAGGUCUCUCCAGAUUAAUGGCGUUAGAACUCUUGGAUAGGGUCAACAAUCCGGACCACCACCACCAUUAUAUCGAGCCUGAUGAUGAUGAUCUUGAGCCGAUACCCGCUGGGCGCCAUACCAUCAAGUCUACAAACAAGAGAGCGGAGAGGACGGUGUCCGAGCUGAACUUUGACAAGCUGCAGUUUGAGCCUCCACUCAGGAAGGAGACCGAGGCCAAUGAAGUGGGCAUCAACUGGAAUCCUUUUGCAAAUGGAGCAAACCACGAUUCCACCAUGAAACGAGCUGUUCCUCCACCGCUGCCCCCCAAGCCACAGAGAAUGAACAGCUGCCCGGAUGAAAGCAUGGCCGAGGACGAGAGGUCCAACACAAUCAAACAUCAGCCAGAUAACCGAGCUUACCGGAGGCAAAGCUCCCCAGGUUGUGGUCGCCAUACGGCUCCCCCUCAUAAUCAUGUCCUCCCUAGCAGCAUCAGCUCCCCUGGAUUGUACCGCUGUAAAUUCUAUCAGUUGGGGAAUGGAGACAGUCCUAUCAGAUUAGGAAGUCCAACCGGAGACGGCUCAAAACCCCAACUUCAGCAAAAGAAGGACAAGAAGGAUUUUCCAAAACCUACGAUAAACGGAUUACCACCCACUCCCAAAGUGCUGAUGGGAGCCUGUUUCUCCAAAGUCUUUGAUGGUUGUCCUUUAAAGAUAAAUUGUGCAACAUCCUGGAUACACCCGGACACCAAAGACCAGUACCUGAUCUUUGGCACCGAGGAUGGGAUCUACACGCUAAAUCUUAAUGAACUACAUGAAGCCACGAUGGAGCAGCUAUUUCCUCGGAAGUGCACGUGGCUGUAUGUGAUCAAUAACACCCUCAUGUCAUUGUCAGAAGGUAAAACUUUACAGCUUUAUUCACACAAUCUAAUUGGUCUCUUUGAACAAGCCAAAAAGCCUGGACUGGCCGCACAUAUCCAAACGCAUCGCUUUCCAGAUAGAAUAUUACCCAGGAAGUUUUCCCUGACUGCAAAGAUCCCGGACACAAAGGGCUGCCACAAGUGCUGUAUUGUAAGAAACCCAUAUACAGGACACAAGUAUCUGUGCGGGGCGCUGCCAUCGGGCAUAGUGCUGCUGCAGUGGUAUGAACCCAUGCAGAAGUUUAUGCUGAUACGGCAUUUCGACUUUCCCCUUCCCUGUCCGUUAAAGGUCUUUGAAAUGUUGGUAAUACCGGAGCAGGAGUACCCAAUGGUGUGUGUGGCGGUCAGCAAAGGUGUGGAACCCAAUCAGGUGGUACAGUUUGAGACCAUAAACCUGAGCUCAGCCUCCUCCUGGUUUACAAAGACUGGCACAGAAGAUCACCAGAUCGAUGCCAUACACGUGACGCAGCUGGAGAGGGAUACUGUCCUAGUCUGCCUUGACCAAUAUGUAAAAAUAGUCAACCUUCAGGGAAAACUUAAAUCCAGUAAAAAGCUGGCCUCUGAGCUGAGCUUCAAGUUUCUGGUCGAGUCUGUGGUCUGCCUGCAGGACAGUGUGUUAGCUUUCUGGAAGCACGGCAUGCAGGGAAAAAACUUUAAAUCCAACGAGGUUACACAAGAGAUAUCUGAUGAAUCCAGGGUCUUCCGCCUGCUGGGAUCAGACAGGGUCGUCGUCUUGGAAAGCCGGCCGACCUCAAACCUAACGGCUCACAGCAACCUGUACAUCUUGGCCGGGCACGAGAACAGCUACUAGGCACUUUGCAUGAUGCCAACGACAUAGGAAUUUCAUUUCCAUCAUAAACUCCUCCUGUUCGGGACUCUCGGAAGUUGUAUUGCGACUUGUAUUUUUUUUGAUCAUAUCUGUAUUAUUUGGUAGUUUUUCUUGUUUUUAACCUUUUUGUUUGUGCUGCUGGAAACAGCGAGAUCUCCUUUCACCACUAUGUGGUGUUGGUUUUUUAUUUGGUUGCUUAAUAAAAAGCUGUGACGUAUGGCCCCUUAAGGAUCGGUGGAAGGGGGUGGAGGGAGACCGAGGACUGCCGUCUCUUUCCCAGAAUAUAGGGGUGCCUUGAUGUGUUCUCUUUUUUUUUUCUUCCUUUUCCUGAGUGAAUGUAGGAAAUCGGGUUGGAUUUUUCUGCGUAAUCUGUAGCUUUAACCGCAGCGCCACUUACGCUACAUGAGUAGACUGUUGGCAUUUAUGUGUAUGGACAUCGACGCACCAUUUUAGAUGAGUGGAGAUGCAACCUAUGGAUGGAGUCUCAGUGCAGUCUCGUCGUAUGCUUCCCCUGGUUGUUUCAUCGGCAGUACAAUGAUAGGAAUUUGAUAUGGGUUCCUAGAGCAGGGGCCCUCUGACUUUUAGGGUACGGCCAUGGAGGGGGAGCAGAAUUUUUGCAGCAGAUUUCCAUGCGGGUUUGCAGUGGGUUUUACCCCAUGAAAUCUGCAGUGUGUGUAACCUGAUAAUUUACGCUGCAGAGUUUAAAUCUCCUCCACUUUGCUGUUCCAGUAAAUUGCUGAGGAUUUUCCGCACACAAUUGCCUUAUGUUAAAAUCCUCAGCAUUUACGCCACGUGCGGCCAUGCCUGAAGUGUUCAUAACCGGCAACUGCUGCGCUGAAAAUCACUCCAUGUCAUUUGUGACAGACCCUUAAAAGCUAGAGUCCAAAAGGAGCUGUGACUGAAGCUUAAAGGGGUAUCUGGGAGUCAAAUAUUGUGUGUGGGUUUGGUCUCUGGGUCACCCCCGGUCAGGCAGGGUGAGGGGGCCCCUUCAUUCUUUACACAGGCCGUCCGUUUGUGCAUGGUACUGAGCUGCAGUACCGGACACAGCCAUACUUGUAUAAUGGUGCUGUGCCUGCAUAGAAAAUGAAGGGGCCACAGUGCUCCCGCGUCCUGCAUUGUGCUUCUUGUCAGAGGUCCCCUUCAUCUUUGACACCCAGAAACCACUUUAAGUUUUUUUUUUUUACAUUGCAAAUGACCCUUAUUCCUCUAUAUUACAUUGUCUUGAGGGAGAUGCACCAUUUUGUCUCAUCUGAUCUGCCACCAAUGUCAGAUAGGAGGGAGUCUCACCUCUGGAUACCCACAUCUCCAGAAUGGGACCCCCGAAGUGAGCAGAGAGCAUCUGCACAUGCCAGGCAGCCCUCCAUUCAUUUUUAUAGGACUUCCGAAAAAAGUCAAGUGCUGGCUCAGCUAUUUCCGGCAGUCCUAUAGAAGUGAAUGGAGCGUUGGCUGCGCUUGCGCAGUAUGCUCUCUAUUCAUUUCUAUGGGACUUUGCUUGGCUUUUUUCUGAACGCCCAUAGGAAUGAGUAGAGGGCACGCUAUACAUGCACAGUGCGCUCUCCUUCACUAUCGGGGGCCCUUUUUUACAUAGGUGUGGGUCCCACCUCUGAGACCUGCACCUGUCCUAGAGAUAUGCCACCAAUUUCUCAGGUGAAACAAUCCCUUUAUGGUUUGGCGGUCGAUCAUACCGGUCCCGGUUGCCUUCCUGCUUCCUUUUGGAUUCUCUAACUGUAUAAAACUUUGGUCUGUUGGGAAACGAUCACUCCUAGUCUGGUGGGAGUUGUAGUCUCCAGUGCUAUUGCCAUAAAGCGAUUUCCUGCUGUUACAUACGUACUGUCCAGUCCGCCUUCGCUGUGACUCUCUUCUUUCUGAUCUUCUGCCAUGAUGAAGCACCUCGGGGGGGUGGAUGUAUAGAUGGAGGCUCUGGUGCCAACUUUUUACUUGCCAACUGUGAUUACAGUCUACGGUAUAGCAUAUAACGCUCCACCCCCGGUGCUAUCCUGGCGGAGGUGCUGUAUUCUCGCAGCGGCCCCAGUGAGCGACACUACAGGUCAUGUCUAUAGAACCAGAUCUGCCUUCUGUAAAUUAGAGCAUUGUCUUCCUAUUUAUUAAUCGCCUGCGCUCGAGUGCUCCUUUAUCUGCUUGGUCUUUGCAGCAGAUUGUAUUUUUAACUUUUGUAUAGCGGAACUUUUAAUGCGUACUCCGUUUUAGUGCCUUCUCAUUAUACCUAUACGGACGGAAGCCAUUACGUGCGAGAUCAGCGAGGAAUCCGGAAUCCUCGGGUUAUGUAUUAUAAUAAGGAUCUAUCUUCCAGGGUCGACCUCUCUGUAUAUUUAUCAUUGACUCUUCUAAUCCCUGCGUAGCUCCUGUUUUAGGAAUGAUCUUAGCAUUAAUACUUGAGGCCAAAGUGUUCCUUGCUGCCGUUUCUGGCAAUGUGGCGUCGGUGCCUCCAUGGCCGCGCUUCCACCUCGUGUGGAGGCCGCGAUCCGUUCUCCAGCCGCACACAGCGCUUGUACCAAAGGAGCCAUUUGUAUCCUCUGUGUGGGCUUUUUUUAUUUUUUUUCAAGUACGUUGCCGGCUGUUACUUUAUAAGGAAUUGGAUUAUUAUUUUUUUAUUUUCUCUGAUGUGAACACAAGAAAUUACCAAAGGCUUCCCGUCUGUAAUCUCUCCGGUGUUCCUCUUGCAUACGUGUAUUGAGAUUUGAGAAAACUGAAAUAAACCUUGCUAAUAUUU